AUGUCAGGUAUUGAACAUCUUCCAUUAAUAAGGGGCCCCGUUUCCCAAUACAGAGCCAGGUAUCAAAGUUUCACAUUCUUGGGCUCUACAAGCUUGAACUCAUCAAAAUUUUCUUUUUCCUCUAGGGCAUUUAGCUCAUAUCCUCAGGAUAAUUUCGCCGAUCUUUUUGCCCGAUCUGCUUUUGGUAAACUUUCGCCAGAGGCAAAUCAAAUGAUUAUCAUCGAUAAGAGCAAGGGAUUUCUUCCAUACGCCUCUUUCCUGAAAAGACCCAUCCCUUCUAUUCACGGGAAACAUUUAUUUGGGACCAUAUCCUGUAUCCCUGAGAAGACCCAAAAAAAAUCCGAAAUUGCGAUUUCCUUGAAGGAAUCUGUAGAUGGAAAGUCCUUUUUCUUUGAUGCUCCGUUCGGUGAAAUUGAUUAUGUCGACAGAACCGCAGAUUACUUGCGGUACAAGUUUUUAGAAUCGCUCUCGAUAACGAUUGGCAUCACUCAUGUAAAAAGAAAAUCGAAACCCACCACCUCGUCAUCUCCAGACUUGCAUGCGAAUAGCUUAUUGCUUGAAAAUCGAACCGAAAAUGAUUUGGACGCCCUUCUAUAUCAGCUCUCACAAAAAGCACGUCGUACAUGGGAAGAUAAAGUAUCGAGAACCGUCUCACGAGAGGAAAUAUUCAAGUUAUCGUCAACCGUUCGAGAGCCUCCAGCUGCAAAAAAGUAUUCUAUCCACCAGCCUCCAAAAUCACUUCAUGGACCGUUGCUAUGUGCAUCUAUUGCAGCAAAUGCUAUGCCGGAUCGAUUGCCGAACACCAAUAAUGAUUUAGAAGCUACGGCAACCUCCACAUCUUGUCCUUCUUCUGCCGAAACUUUGAAUUCUACCCAAUCGUCGUUGCAAACGGAUAAUUCAAAGCUUCGGGUUAGGGGGAAAAUCGUGGGCUUCUCCAGUGGGGCACAAGGAUAUGCUGUAAGUGUGGCAGGGUGGAUUGCAUAUUUGCCGUGUUCGCAGGCUUUUCUUCAACAACUACAGGCAGAGUUAACACCUACCUCAUUUCUUUCGAAAUUUUUAAACGUCCCAUUGGAUUGUCUAUAUGUAAAGUCCUGUCUUUUAGACACAGAUUCAGGGACUCCGCUAAUAACGCUUUCCAUUGAUAUCUCCGAGGUUUCCAAGAUGCUCCAACAUGAGCAUGCUACCAUGACCUCCCAGGAAACCGCGAUUUAA
Messenger RNA from Mitosporidium daphniae, 1212 nucleotides. RefSeq lists its product as uncharacterized. Lineage: Eukaryota; Fungi; Microsporidia. The record is from RefSeq and is a predicted model, not a curated record. The transcript has a single exon. Bases 1 to 1212 code for a protein of 403 amino acids.